This is a messenger RNA of Cladocopium goreaui, 2778 nucleotides long. Lineage: Eukaryota; Dinophyceae; Suessiales; Symbiodiniaceae. The record is from the annotation of a GenBank genome assembly.
ACUAGCAACAGCAGUGCUCAAUUUGCCAUGCUGCUCUUUGUGGUCCUUGUAUGUCCCACACUUUGCUGGGCAGUACGGGAGGUUGAGAAUUUGGAUCAUGGCUGGCGCUUCCAGAAAGAGGAACAGAGGUUGCAGCAAUGCGACAGCAAGACCUUUCCGGAUUACUUGCCAGGCCGCUGCAUGGGCCUUGCUCCACAGGGCCGUCCUGAAGAUGGUGGCCCAGGCAGUGCACUUGCAUGCCGCGAAGCAUGCUGUGCAGAUGCUUCUUGCAAUGCCUGGCAAUGGUGUGGUCCAAACUCCGCAUGUGAGUCUCCAAACACGUGUUUCAAAGGACUGAUUGAUGUGGAGCGCAACUGCAGCAGACAUGGUCACUGGCAAGGCGAAGGUGACUCAUCUCGCAGACCAGAACCAGAGCCAACACCAGGGUAUCCCUGCGAUGUCCCGCAAUGUCGCUCCAAUUUCGAUGAUUCUUCCUGGCCGUUGGUAAACGUUCCCCAUGAUUUUGUGGUUUCGGGAGAUUUCGACAAGCGAGCUGACAAGUCUCAUGGCUACCUGCCAUACGGUGUGGCUUGGUAUCGCCGAAGGCUUUGCUUGCAAGAUGCUGUAGCCAUCAGCGAUGGCAGCAAACACAGCUGGUUGGAGUUUGAGGGGGUCAUGGUGAAGAGCAAGGUCUGGCUGAAUGGAGCAUUCCUCGGAUCCCAUUUUUCCGGAUACACGCCAUACUUGCUUGACAUCUCCCCAGCGCCCUUGAAGAGUGGUUGCAACAACCUUUUGGCUGUUUAUGUGGACGCCACAGCGCCAGAUGGUUGGUGGUAUGAUGGUGGCGGCAUCUACCGCCACGUUUGGCUUACGACCGUGCCUCCAGCCCACAUCGUCCCAUGGGGCCUCUACGCGCCAGCCAAAGUCGUUGGCCAUGGAGAGAAUUCAGCAGACGCUGAAGUUUCUCCCCGUGUGGAACUGGUGAAUUUCUUUACCACCCCGAAGUUGGUGAGAAUCUUCUGCGUGGUAAAGGAGGCUGGCCGCUUUGUAAUGGACCAGGAGUUGAGCACGUGGCUGGCUGCAGGGGAAACUGUCGACGUGCCUCUGAAAACUAUGCACAUUGAAGGUGCAAACUUGUGGUCUCCACGGUCCCCAGCCCUGUAUGAGAUGACAGUUCAAGUGUGGACUACCGACCCUCAGCAGGGUGGUGCAGCGCCUGACGAUGAGGUCACAACCACCUUCGGAAUAAGAAAUGUUUCCUGGAGCCCUGAUUCCGGCUUUUUCAUCAAUGGAGUUCCUACCAAGAUCCUUGGCACUGCUAAUCAUCAAGACUACGCGGUCUUGGGUGUAGCAGUUCCAGACCAUUUGCAGGUGCACCGCCUGAGAAAGUUGCAGCAGUUCGGUGCCAAUGCCUGGCGAACAGCUCACAAUCCACCCAAUGAAGCGUUGCUGGCGGCGGCGGAUCGACUUGGCAUCCUGGUUUGGGAUGAGAACCAUCGGAAUGGCCAGGAUAGUGAGAUGGAGGUGAUGAUCAAGCGCGACAGGAAUCACCCCAGCAUUGUGAUUUGGUCCAUUUGCAACGAGCGACUCUGUGACACUAUCGAUGCACGGGGGGAUGCAAAGAGAUUAAAGAAUAUUGCGCAUCGGUUGGACCCACACAUGGGCCGUGUGGUAUCAGCAAAUCACAAUCCUUUCAACGGCCGUGCUACGCCCGUGGAUUUGAUGGGUUUUGACUAUGGUCCAGAGAUGUAUGACAAGUGGCAUGCUGAAGCGCCUACUGUUCCCGCCAUCAGCAGUGAGACAUCUUCUGCCUAUUCUGAUAGAGGCCUCGUGUUCAACAAUCGUCUAGAGGGUCACGUCCGAGACUAUGACACUGAGCAUCCAUCGUGGGGGCAGACAGCUGAGGUUGCUUGGCAAGCGAUCCUCAGCAGACCCUUCGUUGCAGGCGGCUUCACGUGGACGGGCUGGGAUUACCGUGGCGAGCCAACACCAUACAGCUGGCCAGAUGUUAACUCCCACUUUGGCAUUUUGGACACCGCUGGCUUUUGGAAACACCGAGCUCAUUGGUACUUGGCUUGCUGGACACCUGCCAGUGACGCACAUGUGCUGCACCUACUUCCCCACUGGAAUUGGGAUUCCAACACAACGUCCAGGUGUGUUGGCUCUUGCAUUGGACACCUUGUGGAUGUUUGGGCAUACUCCAACCUGGAAGAGGUUGAGCUGAUUCACCCGAAUGGCACUUCUCUGGGCCGUCAAAAGGCAACUCAGUGUUCCCAUGUGGAAUGGCCUUCUGUUGCCUAUAUGCCAGGAGAGUUAUCUGCUCGCGGAUAUGUAGAUGGCAAAGUGGUCAAGACAAGCGUUGUCAGAACCACUGGCUCACCAGUGGCGCUGCGAAUAGGAAUCAUUGAUGGGGUGGGAGCUGAGGGUAUUGUUGCGAAUGGCCAAGAUGUUGGCCUGGUCUUUGUGGAGGUGGUUGAUGACAAAGGGGAUGUGGUGCCAACAGCCUCCAACCUCAUCACUGUUUCAACGCAAUCAGGUGCAGUGGUUCUGGGCACAGCCAACGGUGACCCAUCCAGCUUGGAGCCCAACGACUCUCCUCAACGUCAGGCCUUUGGAGGUCGCCUCAUGGCAGUGGUACGGCCAUUGCCCGGCGCUAGCCACGCAACAGUCGUGGCAGAGGCCAAGCAUUUGGCAUCCGCAACGCUGCAGCUGAAGGUGCUGAGCAAUCUUGGAAAUCUCAGCGGAGUUGCUUUGUUCGUUUAGGUCCUGCAUAUCUUUGCCCCGCCAAUUUGAAGAAAA